Bolinopsis microptera is the source of this 1488-nucleotide messenger RNA. RefSeq lists its product as uncharacterized. The record is from RefSeq and is a predicted model, not a curated record. The transcript is spliced from 8 exons. Lineage: Eukaryota; Metazoa; Ctenophora; Tentaculata; Lobata; Bolinopsidae. The coding region runs from base 1 to 1488 and encodes 495 amino acids. Gene Ontology annotation, molecular function: protein binding.
AUGUGCCAACUGUUCAAGAAACUCAAUAAUAAGCAGUGUGCUGGAACUUUGCCAGCAUAUGCAACUCUGGUAGUUGGUACGAGCCAACUGUUCAAGAAACUCAAUAAUAAGCAGUGUGCUGGAACUUUGCCAGCAUCUGCAACUCUGGUAGUUGGUACGAGCCAACUGUUCAAGAAACUCAAUAAUAAGCAGUGUGCUGGAACUUUGCCAGCACCUGCAACUCUGGUAGUUGAAUUCAGAUGUCCUGAAGGAUCCAGUAAAUGUUUGAAGGGUCGUGAAUGUGUUCGGGAUGAUCAUGUCUGUGAUGGCAAUAUGGGGCCUGAAUACGACUGUACAGACGGAUCAGACGAACUAGACUGUGAUUAUGAUUACGAACGAUUUUCUUGGUCAGAUUUUGGCAGCUGGUCAAGCUGUUCAGCCAUCUGUGGAGGAGGCACUCGUUUCAGAGAACGGCGUUGUCUAGAUACUAUAUCAUAUCGAUCAGUAACCAGUCGAUUUUGUGAAGGGAACAUAACUCAUGAACACGAGAACUGCAGCACACACAAUUGCCCAAAUGAAGUCCAGUUUGCUCUUUACGGGUCAGAUGGGAAACCGAGCAAUGGAAGCGCUGGAAUAGUUUUGGCGAAAGUGCUAAACUGGACUGUAACCGUCUCCCUGGCGGAUUUUUUAGACCACAAAGCAGAUGUCAUAUGCAGGGAACUUGGUUACGACCAUUCAGAGGACUGGUUCGGAGCAGAGGUCUCGUUUUUCACAGAAGCCUGGUACGAUAAAUCGGUUGAUGAACAAGAAAAAGUUAAUUUGGAACACGACGAUAAGAGAGCGAUGCGAUAUAAACAAGGAUAUGAUAAAGCAAUGAGUAUCCUUAACUGUGAUGAAGCUAAAAGUUAUCUUGGUUUCGAAAACUGUUCCUACUCCUUGGAGAUCCUAGAGAAGAAUGAUAAUAAGUAUAACAGGAAUAAAUAUUAUUCAUUGGGACUUUUGUGCAAUAUACAACCCGAGAGUUGUACCAUUACUGAACAUAGGGGAUUUCUGAAAAAUGUUUGUCAAAUCGAUGCAUAUUUUGAAGUUUUUGAAUGCUUAGACUCUUCGGCAUAUUACGUAUAUUUGCCAAUAAGGAAACCUGAUGGAAUGUUAGAUGACGUGUCAUAUCUGUCACACACUAGUGUUUCAAAGAUCUGUUCUGAUGAUCCACAUGUAUACCAAGGUUGUAUCGCGAUGGAUUUGAUUCCACCAACUAGACACAUUUCGGGACCAUUUUGUGAGACGAAUUUCUCAAAAGAUAUUAAGGGAAGGGUACCUAACAUGUUCGACCUGUAUGUCGAUGCCAUCCCUCCCCAAGAUAACAUUAUCACUAAAUGUGAUGGAUUAUGUGAUGAUAGUCUGUGUCGUGAUGAGGCAUUGUGUAAUGGUUAUCGUUAUGAUUGGUUUUGUGAUGGAAAACUAAGUAUCGUCAUGAAACAGAACUUUCUAUACCUAUCUCGUGGCUGA